GAAGUGGAGGAGGAGCUAAGAUGUACUCCCUCAGACAGAGACAUUCGGUGGCCACGCCCACUGAUACCCCCAGAUCACACCCGUUUAGAAACAGUCCUGAAGAAAACAAGAGGACAGGGAGAUCUCCACCGAAAACCAAGCCUUGUUAUCUUGGAACAAAACAACAGCAGGAGAUGGCAGUAGCGGUCUCCAGGGAUCUGACAGUACAAGUGCUGAAGGAUGUGAACUCCUGCAAGCUAAUUGACAGACAGCAGGCUCUGCGUGCUGCUAUACAAAAAGGUGAACCCAAAUGUCUCGGGGUCAGUCAGGUAAUUCUCGGGCUCAUGGUCAUGCUUUACUCCAUUCCUUUGCACUUGACUCAAGAGACGCAAGUGGUCACCUUUGCUGUUCCUUGGUGGUGUGGAAUAACGUUUUUCACUGCAGGAGUGGUUGCCAUUAUCUUGGACAAACACAUCACCCUGAGAAUACUACAGGUGUGUUUGGUGUUGAGCGCUGUGUCCAUAGUGAUGGCCGUGACAGCUGUGAUCAUCUACUCUGUGGACAUCAGCCAGAAUCCUGCUGUGCCCUGCGAUGAGGGAACAAGCACUAGCACAGAGAUAGAGAGAGAUUGUGACGAAAAAUACUUCGCCAUGGCACUGAGCACAGGAAUCAAGUCAUCGCUUUUAAUCUUCACACUGGCCCAGGGAACACUGUCCAGCAUCAUUGGCUUCCUUCUUCUCCAACAGAAACAGAACUUCAUAGCGUACACCUCACUUUCUGCAGCAGCUCCCACUGCUCUUCUACCCGUCGAACAGAACCAGGAAGCCAUCAGCGACAGGACUGGUGAUGAAUAAUUUCAAACUUUGAUGGUUUCUGUUGAAUCAAACUCCUCUUUCUGAAAUGCUGCCUAUUGUUUUUUGCAUGCUUUGUAUAAGUAGUAUGGCUUCGAAAAAAAAAGAUAAAGUCACUUGAAGUAUUACAUAAAAAUAUGUCAUGUUAUAUACUUAUACAUAUAGUUUCGUUUUAUGCAGACUCACCCUUUGUAGCUAUAAGACAUUAAAUAAACACUCAAUGAAAAUUGUGUUUUUAACAUGCUCAUUGGAUUUUUUUUUUUGUAAUAAAGGACAUAUGUGACAAAAAUUAUAUUCAAAAUUGCAUUUCUUUAAUCAAAUCGUUGUUUAUCAGGAGCAGACAAAAAGUGCUGUUGGAAAAAUAGAUUAUUUUUGACACUGGAGAUGCUGAGAGCUGCUCCAAGCUUUCAGCAUAUUGGAGGGGAAGGGUGGGCGGAAUUUCUGACGACCUACUGCCGCUCUGCAGAAACUUUGUCCUAGAAAACAACUGAGGUUUUUAAAUUGGGGUAAAACUGCAUAAUUGCAGUCAAUAGACCACUGGGAAUGCUUUGUAAUAGAUCUUAAAUACUUUUUAAUGGUCCGCUUUUUGGGAAAAAAACAAUCUAAAGUUCAAAAUAUAACAGGAUUGAAGUAUUAAUUAUGGAUUUAAUAUUUAUUUUGUUGUAAAUGAACAUGGUAUGACCAGGAUAAUGCUCUUCUAGGUCUGCAUUAUCAGAAAUGAAUGUCUUAAUGGAAGAAGAAACCAUCCGACGCAGAAAUUAGAUUAAGAUGAUAAAAAGAAUGCACUAAAAUGUCUGUAAUGAAUUACAGAUUAAUGCGAUAAUUUGACACCCCUAAUUUUAACAUAAAGAGUCACUGACAGAUAUUGAUCUUCCUAAACCUGCCUCCUGUGGUCAUUCGAGGAACUGCAACAUAUUGCACUCAAAUUUUCUUUAGAUUUGGUGCAGAAAGUGGAGCUUGAAAAUUGUGUUUUUGAUGUUUAUAACAUGUACUUUUCUUGCAUUUCUUGUGUGGUGAAGAACUUAUAUAAAGUCAAUUAAGAUUAAAAAUGCAUUUCUGAGUAUUUCAUCAUUCAAAUUGUUGUAAAUCAGGAGCAGACGAUAAAAAGUCCUUUGGGAAAAAUUUGUAGUUAUUGCAUAAAAUGUACAAUCGACAUGCAGCAAGAUGAUCAGAAUGGGAGUUUAAACUUAUAUUAGAGGUUUAUUGUGCACAAAGACUUUUAUUGUGAAGUUUUAUACUGUCGCAUCUAUCAGAAAUAUUUAACAUAUUAAAGGUGAUGAAGUCUAGUAAUAAGCUUUUAAUGGAAAAAAAGCAAACCAGAGGGGUCAAACAAAAAUGUUAUGUUGAUCAAACUGAGCACAGUUCAUUAAUUGCAAUCAAUUUUUGAAUGAGACUACUAACUCCCAAAAAUCAUGUGAAAUAGCAUAUGUAAUAAUAAAUAAGAAAAUGUAUUAAACCCCAGACUAACCAUAUACUGUAUAUGUAUUUUUCUAUUUUUUUCUUCUUUUUUUGUUUGCUUUUUUCUGUAAUUAUUUACUGCUUAUUUGUUUAUGUAAUCUGAAACCCAAUAAAAAUUAAGUAAAAAAAGAGAUAAACCCCAGCAGUUGUGUGCCUUUAAGAAUUACUCUAUACAACAGGCAAUUCUACAGUUUCCUUCACCAUUUGAAGGAACUCAGAAGCUGGGGGAAAUUGAGAUGAAGUGAUCUAACAGACCCAA
Messenger RNA from Oryzias melastigma (Indian medaka), 2547 nucleotides. It is a transcript of the gene tmem176, whose product is annotated as transmembrane protein 176. Gene Ontology annotation, cellular component: membrane. NCBI's taxonomy places the organism in Eukaryota, Metazoa, Chordata, Actinopteri, Beloniformes, Adrianichthyidae. The transcript has 7 exons. Bases 21 to 833 code for a protein of 270 amino acids. The record is from RefSeq and is a predicted model, not a curated record.